ACAUACAUAAUUACGCACAAGCGUGCAUACCCAUGUAUGGAUGUAUUUUACAUGCACGGGUGUGAUCUGGCGUUUGUCUUCCUCUUCUUUCUCCUGACCCCUGCGGAAUCCCCGCAGUUCACUGGAACUCGGGGAAUAGCGAGAUGAGUCAAAUAGCCUUUUUCUCUUCUCUGGAGGCUGGGUCCCAAAAAUCUGCAAUGCCUAUUCUCACAAGCAUCUAAUGAAGGGAGACUGAGAAGAUGAGCGAUAGAAUACAUGAACAAGGAAGGAACCGACAUACAAGAGAUGACGCUUCGGGAGCUACAGAGCGAUGCAUUUCUGUGUUUUGACAUACAGAGCGCUAGGAAGCUGGAGGGGAGAAAAGAAAGCCCGAAUCUAAAAUCCUCUGAGAUUAUUUUUCUAACUGCGCCGAGAAACCCCCGCUCAGCUUGCGCCCGGUGCGGGGUUAAGGAAUCCAAGAGAGUGCCGACCGAACGCACCGGCUGAAACUCGCGGCGCGCCAUUUAGCACUUUGCGCUUUGGUGGGGUUCGCGCUCCGAAGACAGGUCCACGCAACCAUUUUCCCAAGGGUUGUGCACGUUUCUUAAGCCGCCUAGCUGCUCCCUCGGAAGGGAAUUUCUAGAAGCUCCAUCUCUACUGCCUUCCCUCUCUCCGCCCCCCAGCUUUUUUUUUCCGGUUUUUACUCCCGCGAGGAGCUACUCCAGCUGUACAGCAUCCGCGCCGCCUACCGAGGGGCACAGGUGCCGCUGUCCCGGCUGCUGCCGCCGGUCCACCGACGCCACCUUCCUCUAGCCGGCCUGGGGGCUUGAUCCCCGAGUUGCUGCAUCGCGAAUGAUCUCGUGCCGGGGCACGGCGGCUGCUACCCGUCGCCAGGGACUCCCCGCCCUUGUGCGCGACCCCGCGCCUGGGCGGGCGGCGCUUGCGGCUGGCAGGGGGCGGGGAGGGGAGUAGGGUCUCGUCCGGGGGUAGCCGCUCCUCCGCAGCCUGCCAGAGCCUCGAAACCCGGACCUGCUUCCGCCUCUUCCUCCAGUAGCUUCAUCCCUCCUCCCGCUCCUCGUCCUCCCGUCGCCCCCUACCGCCGCUCCCCCGGUGGCUUCCUGGGCGGACCGACCGGGGAGGGGGCCCGCCGCGUCCGCCGCCGCCCGCUCGGCUCGGCCCGGCCCGGGAGGCGUGCAUGCCCCUGCUGCCCGCUGCGCUCACCAGCAGCAUGCUCUAUUUCCAGAUGGUGAUUAUGGCAGGGACGGUGAUGCUGGCAUACUACUUCGAGUACACGGACACGUUCACCGUGAACGUGCAGGGCUUCUUCUGCCACGACAGCGCCUACCGCAAGCCCUACCCGGGCCCAGAGGACAGCAGCGCCGUGCCCCCGGUGCUCCUCUACUCGCUGGCCGCCGGGGUCCCCGUGCUCGUGAUAAUAGUUGGAGAAACUGCUGUGUUUUGCCUACAACUAGCCACAAGGGAUUUUGAAAAUCAGGAAAAAACUAUUUUAACUGGAGACUGUUGCUAUAUAAACCCACUGGUACGCCGCACUAUCCGAUUUCUUGGAAUUUAUACAUUUGGACUAUUUGCAACAGAUAUCUUUGUAAAUGCUGGACAAGUAGUUACAGGAAAUCUGGCUCCACAUUUUCUUGCCCUGUGUAAACCCAACUAUACAGCACUUGGAUGUCAACAGUACACACAGUUCAUCAUUGGCGAAGAGGCCUGUACUGGAAACCCAGAUCUCAUCAUGAGAGCAAGGAAAACAUUUCCAUCCAAAGAAGCAGCUCUCAGUGUCUAUGCAGCUAUGUAUCUGGCAAUGUACAUUACCAACACAAUCAAAGCCAAAGGAACAAGACUUGCUAAGCCAGUUCUGUGUUUGGGCUUAAUGUGUUUGGCCUUUCUUACUGGACUCAACAGAGUAGCAGAGUAUCGAAAUCAUUGGUCAGAUGUGAUAGCAGGUUUGGUUGGAAUAUCUAUAGCAGUGUUCUGGUUGUGUGUGUGGUAAAUAAUUUCAAAGGAAGACAACCAGAAAAUGAGCAUAUACAUAUGGAUAAUCUGGCACAGAUGCCAAUGAUCAGCAUUCCUCGAGUAGAAAGUCCUUUGGAAAAGGUAACAUCUGUACAGAACCACAUUACCGCCUUUGCAGAAGUCACAUGAUAUUGAAGCAGACGGUUUUUCACUGCAUUGGACAUCAUCCCUUUUCACCAUCCACUCAUAACACCCAAAGUUUGUUUGAUCACAAAAGAAGUUUAUAAAGUUGUCUAAAAUUUUUAUAAUUUUAAAAUCAGUGUCAACCUAUCUGUUUCCCCCACUAGACUGUGAGCUCCUCAAGGGCAGGACCAUGUCAUUUUUCUCUGUAUCCCCAGCGCCUACAAAAUCACCUAGCACAAAGUAGGUGUUCAAUAAAAAUGUGGUGACUGAAUGAGCAAAUUAAUUCAUAAAUAAAACAUUCACUUUAGUUUCUCACAGAAUCAUUGCAACUGUGUGAAAAGAAACUUUGAAAUGAGUCAUAUUUGUGCAAGAAAACCCUCUAUUUUGGACUAGUUAAGCUUUUUGAUUUUUUGUAUAUCUAUUCAACAAUAUGCCAUAUUUAGGUUGAAGUGGACAUUGAAAGUCAUGGGGGUUUCAUUUUCUUAUUCAGCAUGACAUUAUUUCCAUUCUAACAGAUUUCAGUGUGUGAAAUUGCUUUACUUUUAGAAAGUAUGUUCUACACUAAAACAAUGUUUGCACAUUAUAUUAUGCUAUAUUUCACUUUAAAAUACCAUUCAUACUUUACAUUCUAAGACUGGUGCUUCUGCUUUUGAAGGGGAAAAUGCCAAUUUUUACUGUAAUAAGUAAUGUAUCAUAUUAAAAAUUAUUUAUUUGGACUUUU
Messenger RNA from Choloepus didactylus (southern two-toed sloth), 2851 nucleotides. RefSeq names its product phospholipid phosphatase related 5 (gene PLPPR5). Gene Ontology annotation, biological process: phospholipid dephosphorylation; signal transduction; phospholipid metabolic process. NCBI's taxonomy places the organism in Eukaryota, Metazoa, Chordata, Mammalia, Pilosa, Megalonychidae. The record is from RefSeq and is a predicted model, not a curated record. Gene Ontology annotation, molecular function: phosphatidate phosphatase activity.